AUGCCUGGCAAAAAUGUCCAACCACCUUUCUGCCAUCUGCCCGACGUUCACCUCCCUGACAAUAUCAAUGCUCUUGUCAUAGCAGAAGAAUUCUCACGUCGUCUGCCGGCUCUAGAUCAUUCUGAUUUCACAGACGAUGCUCUAUGGUAUGAUCUCUUUGCUGUGUCCGGCAGGAUCCACACGUUCUACUCAGCUAUCACCAUUGCCGCGGCCUGGAAACAUCUGGCCACAACACGUGGGAUCAAGUCCUUUCAAAUUAUAACAGAACAAGUACAGACGAAGCAACAUGCCGGAAAACCAUCCUGGGUUGAUGUACCUUUUCACUUCAAGACCACAAGAGAGCCAAUAAUAUGUGGCUUGGCUAUGCUUUCCUUGGUUCCGGAUGGAGAGAAAGGCAGCAGUGAUACAUGGAGGAUCUGGAUGAUGCGAACCCUGCUGGAUCAGCUGGAAGAGAAGCACGGAAAUGUUGACCGAUUGAAUCCAACAAUACCAAUUAGUCCCACAAAGGCAUCCCAGGGCUCAGGCUGCAAUAUCCGCCCUCCUUAUGAGUUGGGUUGUGUGGUUGUUGGGGCUGGCCAGGCCGGUCUGGCGGUUGCAGGGACGUUGAAGGCCUUGGGAAUUUCAUAUGUGGCCAUCGACCGCAACCGGCGGGUAGGAGAUAACUGGCUGUGUCGAUACGACUCGGUCAAAAGUGCGCUAUCUUCCUGGUAA
Messenger RNA from Penicillium subrubescens, 711 nucleotides. RefSeq names its product Flavin-containing monooxygenase. Lineage: Eukaryota; Fungi; Ascomycota; Eurotiomycetes; Eurotiales; Aspergillaceae. Bases 1 to 711 code for a protein of 236 amino acids. The transcript has a single exon. The record is from RefSeq and is a predicted model, not a curated record.